AUGGACCUUCACAAGGAAGUCACUGCUGCUAGGUUAACCGAUGAUCUAGUAGUCGAUAUCCUCUCUCGGCUGACGUACAAGUCUUUCUGCCGCUGCAAAUGUGCCUAUAAGGCCUGGUCCGCCUUCUCUGCUGAUCCAGACUACUGCAAGAAGCUGCCCAAAAAAGUAACCACUGGCCUUUUGUACCAAGGCCACAAUAAGUCUGCAAUCCCGCUUGUUAGCCUGUCCCAAGAUGAUGGAGAAAUCGAUGGAAUUCUUUCUGACGUGCCACAAUAUGAGCAUUUAGAAUUUCUUGACUGCUGCAAUGGUCUUGUUCUCUGUAAGUACAGGAGCAGCUAUACCUCUCCAGGCAUUUGUCGCUUUGUUGUGUGCAACCCAGCAACACGAGAGUGGAGGAUACUUCCUGACACUCAUGUUGGAACUGAUAGCCGUCGUGAUGCAACUAUUUUGGCAUUUGAUCCUUCAUGGUCACCACACUUCUAUGUCUUCAACUUUAAUCAGCAUUACCACAGUCCGAUGAGCAAACUUGAGAUCUUUUCUGAUGGGUCCAUGUGGCUUGUGGAUGAUAAAUGGGAUUCUUAUGUAAGUGUUUGUUGGAGAUCUCACUUAUUUCUUGAUGGAGUGUUGUAUGCGGAGACUACUGGACAAGACGUUUUGGUGUUUGGAGCCUUGAAGUUAAUGCGUGAUGGCAAACUUCCCUAUCAUCAGAUCAUUGAGAAGCCAUCUGACACUUUUUAUGUGGGUACUUUUACCCAUGGUUGCUUUGGCAAAUCUUUAGGGAACUUACACUAUGCGAUGCCAGAUGUGAGUGGUCACUCAAUCGUGAUUUGGACUCUAGAUGAAUAUGCUCAUGAUUGGUAUGUGAAGUGUCAUAUUAGUAUGACAGAUGCAUUUGGAAGGGAUGACUUUGUUUACUAUGACAAUGGUGGCGAUGGUGGUGACCUCCACUGGUUUUGGAACUGUGAUUACUGGAUUCUUGCUCUCAAUUUGGAGAGAGACCUUGUUUUCCUCUCUGACCAGAAGACAAAUAAGCUUCUUUCUUACAACAUCAGCACCAGGGAACUCAAUGAGAUACGAGACCACUUUGAGUGGUUUCAAUACCAUGUCUAUGUACCAUGCUACUCAAAACUUCCAGCUCAAGAAUCUUCUGUGUAG
Molecule: messenger RNA, 1155 nt
Organism: Triticum turgidum subsp. durum (durum wheat)
Lineage: Eukaryota; Viridiplantae; Streptophyta; Magnoliopsida; Poales; Poaceae
Source: the annotation of a GenBank genome assembly